Messenger RNA from Cinclus cinclus, 2795 nucleotides. RefSeq names its product protein O-glucosyltransferase 1 (gene POGLUT1). The record is from RefSeq and is a predicted model, not a curated record. The coding region runs from base 1 to 1173 and encodes 390 amino acids. Lineage: Eukaryota; Metazoa; Chordata; Aves; Passeriformes; Cinclidae. Gene Ontology annotation, molecular function: UDP-glucosyltransferase activity; UDP-xylosyltransferase activity. Gene Ontology annotation, biological process: protein O-linked glycosylation; positive regulation of Notch signaling pathway. Gene Ontology annotation, cellular component: endomembrane system. The transcript is spliced from 11 exons.
AUGGCCGCGGGGCGGGCGGUGCUGGCGCUCUGGGCCAUGGCGGCCGCGCUGUGCCGCCCGCAGCCCGCCCUGGCGGCAGAUGCCAAGUGGAAAACGAUAAGUGGCCACAUUAAGAAAGCUGUGGAAGCCUAUGAGCCGUGUGUAAAGGAAAAUUGCAGCUGCCACCAAAGUGUCUGGAAGCAGGACCUGGCUCCUUUUAGAGGUGGCAUUUCCAAGGAGACAAUGUCAGACGUGGUGAGCCGGAAGCUUGGGACCCACUACCAAAUAAUUAAAAACAAACUGUAUCGUGAGCAGGACUGCAUGUUCCCUGCAAGAUGCAGUGGAGUUGAGCACUUCAUUCUGGGGAUCAUCCACCGCCUCCCUGACAUGGAAAUGGUGAUCAAUGUGCGAGACUACCCCCAGGUUCCCAAGUGGAUGAAACCCAUUAUCCCAGUCUUCUCCUUCAGCAAGACAUCUGAAUACAAUGAUAUCAUGUAUCCUGCCUGGACAUUUUGGGAAGGAGGACCAGCUGUUUGGCCAAUUUACCCAACAGGUUUAGGGCGCUGGGAUCUCAUGAGAGAGGACCUCAGAAGAUCUGCAGAAAAAUGGCCAUGGAAGAAAAAAAUCUCUAGGGGAUAUUUCCGAGGAUCCAGAACAAGCCCUGAGAGAGAUCCCCUCAUCCUGCUGUCCCGAGAAAACCCAGAACUUGUUGACGCUGAGUACACUAAAAACCAGGCUUGGAAAUCUGAAAAGGAUACCUUAGGAAAGCCUCCUGCAAAGGAAAUUCCACUGGUUGAUCACUGCAAGUACAAGUACCUGUUUAAUUUCCGGGGAGUGGCGGCCAGUUUCCGCUUGAAACACCUUUUCCUGUGCGGCUCACUCGUCUUCCAUGUCGGAGAAGAGUGGUUGGAAUUCUUCUACCCCCAGCUGAAGCCUUGGGUCCACUACAUCCCAGUGCGGUCAGACCUCUCUGAUGUCAGGGAGCUCUUGCAGUUUGUAAAAGAAAAUGAUGCCAUAGCACAAGAAAUUUCAGAGAGGGGACGUCAGUUCAUCACUGAUCACCUGGAGAUGGAGGACAUCUCUUGCUACUGGGAGCAUCUGCUGUCUGAAUAUUCCCAAACCUUGACUUACAAAGUGAAAAGGAGGAAGAGCUACAGUGAGAUCACUUCUAGACAGCUGAAAACAGAACUGUAGAGAUUUCUCUGUUUUUCUCUUCAGCUCAGACUGAUCACUGUGGAAAUCUGAAGAUCAGUAUUAACUUAUUUCUUGCUCUCUCAGACUUGUCUUUCGCACUAGAACUACAGAGAACAGCAGUAGGCUGACUUGGACAUUGCUUCCAGGCAGUGGGAUAUUGUCACCACAAGAAUGUUAAACAGCAUGUUGGAUUGUGGCUAUUUAAUGGGGUGGUCAGUCAUGCCUAGAGGAGGGGUGUUAGUGUUUAGGACUUAGCAGUACCUGUCUCAGAAUGAUCCUAAAUCCCAUUCAGUCAAUGAGAAUCCUUACUGGAUUUUUUGCCAAAAGUCACGGGAAGGGACUGACUGUGAGCUGCACUCAGCUGGCAAAUACUUGCCCCUUUGUUUGGCAGAUGUUUGCUCAGAUGGGUGACAGCACUUAGGGUAUUAGGUGUUCUCUGACAGAAGCAGGUACUGGGAUUUGGGGUAACCUUUUUGGAUAGCUUAGAGUUGAUGUUUAUGUCUGUUGUUAGAGGUUGAUGGUAAAGCUUUGACAUGCUCUUGAAAGGAUAACUGAUUCUUGCAGAGUUACCCUACCUACCUCACAGGGGAGCAGCAUGUGGUGGUGAUGUGACCACCACCAGUGAUGUGCUUGGCAACUGAGGUGUUUCCUCCUCCAACAGAUGAGCUGUGUGCCUGCACAGCCCUGCACAACUGAGCCCCUGUUAAUUGUCUCUCACCAGCUGCCUGGCCAGACAUCCUGGGACCCUUAGGAACUCAGAGAAAGUAUUCAGAGAUAGAUUCAGCACUUCUUUUUCCCAAAAGGACAGAGUCUACUCUGAUCCCCUUCUGUAAUCUUUCUAGGAUUAUUCUGGGGGACUUUUGGUUUGAAGUUUUGGUGGUUUUUUUUGAGACUGGUAAUACAUCUGCUCACUUCAGUACUCACUUUUCUUCCCCACAGUGGUGCCACUUCUUUUCUCCUUCAGCCUGGCUGAGGGAAUGUCUUCAGUCACACAGUAGCAGCUACUGCUCACAUUACCCAUUUUAAAUUGGUCACAGGCUGCUUCUGCUUGCUGUGUUUAUGCCCACCACAGCCUCUCAGCUAAGGACUGCAAUUCCUGAAGUGCAGUGAGAGGAUGGGAGGGAGCAGCAUCUUACCUGGCAGCCAAACAGGAAGAGUGUGGAGUGGCAGAAGGGUCACGGGAGCCUCCCAGGGGAGCACCCUUGAUGGUAAAACAGCCUCAAGGCUGAGAGAGUAGCACAUUAUAGUGGAAGAGGAUGUUAGCAACAGGCCUGUCUACAGUCAGUGUGGAUCAAGGAAGAAGGAAAUUGCAUGGAACAGUAACAUUUUAAUGCAUAUAUGCCCUCACAGAAGGUACAGGGACACAGCAGCUGGCCCUUCUGGUCACGUGCUGGUUGCUGGGCCAGUGUGUUGCUUUUGGGACCAGUGCUGGGGUUAUCCCAUCCAGCAAAGGAAGCAGAAUGGGACAUUAAAGGAACCUGUUUUCCCAGGAAAACAGGUGGAAGGGGUUUUCUGGUUUUCAAUUUUUAGCCAAUGGAGAAACAGCACUCCAAGAAACUGAACAGCUCUGUAUAAUAUUUUCAAACCACUUGUAAUAAAGUGCUUUUUGGAAUAAAACAAAC